AUGAAUUCGACAAGUCAGAUUCACUUCCGAGUUUUACGCCGUAGGAAUCUCGCUUCAGCCACUCAGUCACAUCGUCAGUUCGGACUCCGCUCUAGCGGGAUACCUGGUCCCACUUCUGAUAAGAUCCGAACACCAUACCUGACUCGGAUCCCGAAGGACGGACAGCUUGUAAUAUCGUCAAAUGCUUCGCUGCGGAUGCAUAUUGUCCUCACCUUUUCCAUACUAUUUGGCCGUGAAUUGGAAACAUAUCUAAGUAUGAUCUGCAUUUCCGUGCUCCUCGCAAGUGCCAUCUUGUACACUUUUGCUCUUGGCCUUUACCGCCUCACACUUCAUCCCCUGGCAGGAUUCCCUGGACCAAAGCUCUCCGCCUUCACCGGGUGGUACGAGGCCUACAUUGACAUCUUCGGGGGGCCUCGAAACACUUUCGCCUACGAGAUCCAGCGUAUGCACGGCAAGUACGGGCCCAUCGUCCGCAUCAACCCGCAUGAGCUCCAUGUCAGCGAUCAUGACUUUUUUGACACCCUGUACGCUGGCGGAGGCUCUAAGCGUGAUAAGUACCCUCCCAGUGCCAGUGUCCAAGGGACGCCCGAUGGCAUCUUUGGCACGGUCGGCCAUGAUGCGCAUCGCAGGCGCCGUGGCGCCAUCUCAAGCUUCUUCUCCAAGAAGUCUGUAGCAAACAAUGAGUCUCUCAUACACAGCAAGAUGGAGCUCCUUUGUGAUGUUUUCGAGGCGGCCAUGCGCAAAGGCGAGGCUAUCAACAUUCGUGUACCUCUGCUGGCUUAUACGACCGACUUCUACUGUGCUCAUGCUCUGGGCGAUAAAGGGGAUAUGAACCUCUUGAAGGACAUGAGAAAGGCCCAAGUCUGGAGGGACAGCAUAGUCGGGCUGCUGCAUCUUACGCCGUUCGUGCGACAGUUUUCUUGGAUCGUGCCGCUCGUCAUUGAAUUGCCCAUGUGGCUUAUUAAGUUGGUCUCGACAGAUAUGGCCCUUGUGAUCCAAGUCCUCCGGGCAACAGAUGCCAUCCGAGAUUUUGAGCAGUCACCCGAUAUCAAGGGAGACCAGGUCAAUCUCAUGCAGGCUAUCCUCCUUUCAGACCUUCCACCGAGAGAGAAGACUCGCAAUCGGAUGGCGCAGGAGGCCUUUACCGUCUUGACGGCUUCUGGGGACACGAUCGCCAGAACGCUCACCACGGCGGUCUACCAUCUGGUCGCCAAUCCUCACCUCCUCGGCAGGCUUAGGGAGGAGCUGACGACCGUAAUGCCAGGCCCCAAAUAUGAGGUGAGGCUUCAACAGCUUGAAAACCUUACCUGCAAGACCCCUGUGGGUAUGACUCUUUCGGAUCUCAUGAUGGAUCCCAAUAUCUUCCCUGACCCAGAGACGUUUGAUCCCGAAAGAUGGCUCGAAUCGAGUCCACUUUACGCUCGGAAUGCCAGACACUUCGUUCCCUUUCAUCGGGGCCACAGAAGCUGCAUUGGAAUCAAUCUUGCAUGGGCAGAGAUGUACAUCGCUCUCGCGACGCUCCUCCGCCGAUUCGACUUUGAGCUGUACGAAGUUGUACGGGAAAGGGACAUUGACCACCACCGUGAUUGUUUCCUGGGAGAGCCACGAGACGACACCAAAGGUGUCAGGGUCAUGGUCUUAGGCAUAUUGCAGUGGGUGCGAUCGGGCCGUGUGGGCUGA
Diaporthe amygdali is the source of this 1680-nucleotide messenger RNA. RefSeq names its product cytochrome P450. The coding region runs from base 1 to 1680 and encodes 559 amino acids. NCBI's taxonomy places the organism in Eukaryota, Fungi, Ascomycota, Sordariomycetes, Diaporthales, Diaporthaceae. Gene Ontology annotation, molecular function: monooxygenase activity; iron ion binding; oxidoreductase activity, acting on paired donors, with incorporation or reduction of molecular oxygen. The transcript has 7 exons. The record is from RefSeq and is a predicted model, not a curated record.